Messenger RNA from Diuraphis noxia (Russian wheat aphid), 7366 nucleotides. RefSeq names its product neural cadherin (gene CadN). Gene Ontology annotation, molecular function: beta-catenin binding; cadherin binding; calcium ion binding. Gene Ontology annotation, biological process: cell migration; multicellular organism development; cell-cell junction assembly. The record is from RefSeq and is a predicted model, not a curated record. NCBI's taxonomy places the organism in Eukaryota, Metazoa, Arthropoda, Insecta, Hemiptera, Aphididae. Gene Ontology annotation, cellular component: adherens junction; catenin complex; plasma membrane.
AUGCAAAUUUCAGGACUGAAAUACACGGACAAUCAGAGAGUUAUCAUACACGUGAAAGACGUCAACGACGAGCCUCCUUACUUCAUCAACCGGCCACUGCCGAUGCAAGCCGUGGUGCAGUUAAACGCGCCGCCAAACACGCCGAUAUUCACUCUGCAGGCACGCGAUCCGGACACCGAUCACAGUAUACAUUAUUUCAUCGUCAGGGACAGAACCGGUGGGAGGUUCGAGGUGGAUGAGCGGUCAGGCGUGGUUCGGACAAGGGGUACCGAUCCGUUUCAGUUGGACAUGGAAUAUGUUUUGUACGUGAAAGCCGAAGACCAAAAUGGUAGGAUGGACGAGCGCCGUUUUCAGUCGACRCCCGAAGAACGUUUGUCGAUCGUCGGUGGCAAGAGAGCUCCGCAGUUUUACAUGCAGUCGUACGAAGCAGAAAUACCAGAAAAUCAGAGAAAAGACUCCGACAUCAUAUCAGUGAAAGCUAAAUCGUUUGCCGAUCGAGAGAUACGUUACACGCUCAAAGCGCAGGGCCAAGGCGCCGGGACUUUUAAUAUUGGGCCGACAUCCGGCAUCGUCAAACUGGCCAAGGAAUUGGAUUUCGAAGAUUUGAGACAACCACACGUGUAUUCGCUGAUUGUCACGGCUACCGAGGAUUCYGGUGGAUUUUCAACGUCCGUUGAGGUACGUCACUCUUGGUUCGGAUUUGUGGGCAGUGGUACGUCAUCAGGUCAGUUCGUUAUCGAAGAGAUCACCGGCGUCAUCCGGCUGCACUCGAAGUCGAUAUCGCUGGAAAGGGACAAGUACGAGCUGAACGUGACCGCCGUGGACGACGGCGCGUGUUGCGUGAACGGUGCGGCGACCAUACACACCAGUACCGCGGUUGUGGUGGUGUUCAUCACGGACGUCAAUGACAACAAACCGGUGUUCAGGGAAUGUGCCAAGUACAACCCCAAAGUCGAAGAGGGUGCGCCGAACGGCAGUCCGGUGCUCAAGGUGCAUGCGACUGACGAGGACAAGGGCGUCAACGGUCAAGUGAAAUACUCGAUCGUCCAGCAGCCGAAUCAAAAAGGCACAAAGUUCACAGUCGACGAAGAAACUGGCGAAGUGUCUACUAACAAGGUGUUUGAUCGAGAAGGCGAUGAUGGCAAAUUUGUGUCCGUUACGAUUAAAGCUACCGACCAGGGAGAUCCGUCAUUGGAAGGCGUUUGCUCUUUCACGGUCGAGAUAACCGACGUCAACGACAACCCACCAUUGUUCGACCGACAAAAAUACGUGGAGAACGUUAAACAAGACGCCAGCAUCGGUACGAACAUCUUGAGAGUGUCGGCUUCCGACGAGGACGCUGACAACAACGGCGCGAUCGUUUAUUCGCUGACCGCCCCGUAUCCGGGCGACGAUCUGGAAUACUUCGAGAUCCAACCGGAAUCCGGAUGGAUCGUUCUAAAGAAACCACUCGACCAAGAAAAGUAUCGUCUACGCGUGAGAGCUUCGGAUUGCGGUGAUCCACCGUCGUACGCUGAGGUCGAUAUUGAAUUAGACGUCGUUGAUCGGAACAAUAAACCUCCUCUGUGGGAGCGGAGCGUGUACGGUCCUACACACAUCAAAGAGAAUGUCACAAUCAGUACCAUUGUGAUCUCAGUCAAAGCCAGCUCGGGCAUCGAGGGAAACCCGACCGUGUUCUAUCGGCUGAUGCCGGGGUCCACAGCGCAGACGAACAAAUUCCACACGUUCUAUCUACAACAAAGGCARGACAACGGUUUCACUUGGGCUGACAUAAAGGUCAAUCAUCCACUGGACUACGAGACGAUCAAGGAAUAMAAUUUGACCAUUCGCGUGGAGAACAAUGGAGCUCAACAACUUGCAUCUGAAGCCACAGUGUACAUUAUGCUGGAAGACGUGAACGACGAAAUACCUUUGUUCACCGAACGGGAACAAGAGACUGUUCUGGAAGGCGAGCCGAUUGGCACCAAAGUCACCCAAGUCAACGCGAUCGACAAGGAUGGCACGUUYCCGAAUAACCGGGUUUAUUAUUUUGUGGUCGAUUCACCACGGAAUGAGGGAAAAGAUUAUUUCGAAAUAAACUCGGAAACUGGCGAGGUGUUUACGAAAAUAGUUUUUGACAGAGAAAAGCAAGGCGCAUACGCUCUGGAAGUCGAGGCCCGCGACGGAGCGCCUUCCGCCAGGCCCAACAACGGUGAAGCUCCGAACUCAGUGUCCAAGUUCAUACGGAUUGGCAUUGCCGACAAGAACGACAACCCGCCGUACUUUGACAAGGCACUGUACGAGGCCGAAGUCGAUGAAAACGAAGACAUUCAGCACACUGUGCUCACCGUCACAGCGAAGGACCACGAUGAAUCUUCCAGAAUACGUUACGAAAUAACGGGAGGAAAUCUUGGCGGAGCGUUCGCCGUCAAAAAUAUGACCGGUGCCAUUUAUGUCGCCGGUCCACUGGACUACGAGACGAGGAAAAGGUACGAAUUACAUCUAUCCGCGUCGGACAACUUGAAAGAAAACCACACGAUAGUCGUGAUCCACGUGAAAGACGUGAACGAUAAUCCACCGGUGUUCGAACGGCCCACGUACAGGACACAGAUCACGGAAGAGGACGACCGGAACUUGCCCAAACGCGUCUUACAGGUAACGGCUACCGACGGUGACAAGGAUCGCCCGCAGAACAUCGUCUAUUUCCUCACGGGACAGGGAAUUGAUCCGGACAACCCGGCCAAUAGUAAAUUCGACAUCAAUCGUACGUCUGGCGAGAUAUUCGUUCUCAAGCCAUUGGACAGAGAUCAGCCUAACGGCAGACCACAGUGGAGAUUUACCGUGUUCGCACAAGACGAAGGAGGCGAAGGCUUAGUUGGAUAUGCUGACGUUCAAGUGAACCUGAAAGACAUCAAUGACAAUGCACCGGUAUUCCCGCAAGGAGUGUACUGGGGAAAUGUAACCGAAAACGGAACAGCCGGAAUGGUUGUGAUGACAAUGACGGCAGUGGAUUACGAUGACCCAGCCGAGGGCACUAACGCUAAAUUGAUAUAUUCAAUCGAGAAAAACGUGAUCGAAGAAGAAACCGGCACCCCGAUAUUUGAAAUUGAAUCCGAUACGGGAGUUAUAAAGACGGCCGUGUGCUGUUUGGACCGAGAACGCACUCCAGACUAUUCCAUCCAAGUGGUCGCCAUGGACGGUGGAGGCCUUAAAGGWACGGGAACCGCUUCCAUCCGGGUGAAGGACAUCAACGACAUGCCGCCGCAGUUCACGAAAGAAGAGUGGCUCACUGAAGUAGACGAGACUGAUGGAUUUAAUUUCCCAGAAACUCCAAUAUUGACGGUUACGGUGCACGAUGAAGACGAGACCAACAAGUUCCAAUACAAAGUAAUUGAAAACAGUGGUUAUGGGGCAGAUAAAUUCACCAUGGUACGGAACAACGACGGAACCGGAUCACUCAAAAUCGUUCAGCCAUUGGAUUAUGAAGAUCAGCUGCAGAGUAAUGGAUUCCGUUUCAGGAUCCAAGUUAACGAUAAGGGUGAAGAUAAUGAUCAUGACAAAUACCACGUCGCGUAUUCGUGGGUUGUCGUCAAACUGCGUGACAUCAACGACAACAAGCCUCAGUUCGAACGGCCAAACAUCGAAGUGUCGGUUUACGAAAACGUGGAAGUCGGAAAGAGCCUAGAAACGUUCAAAGCCACUGACCCUGACCAAGGAGGGAAGAGCAAAGUAUCCUACGCUAUCGACCGCGUCUCCGAUCGACGACGUCAGUUCCGCAUUAGUCAAGAAGGAACCGUUUCCAUUCAACGGCAGUUAGACAGGGAAGAAACUCCCAGGCAUCAGGUGAAAAUCUUAGCCAUCGACGACGGCGUUCCACCAAAGACGGCUACAGCCACCCUAACAGUGAUCGUCCAGGACAUCAACGAUAACGCUCCGAAACUUCUUCGCGAUUACCGACCAGUAUUGCCAGAGCACGUGCCUGCCAGAAAAGUCGUUGAAGUCUUAGCUACCGAUGACGACGACCGCUCUAAAAGUAACGGGCCGCCAUUUACGUUCAGGAUGGAUCCGAACGCAGACGACGUGAUCAGAGCAUCGUUUAAAGUCGAACACGAUCAAAAGGGAGCCAACGGUGACGGUAUGGCUGUCAUCUCGUCGCUCAGAUCAUUCGAUCGAGAACAACAAAAAGAAUAUCUCAUACCAAUCGUGAUCAAAGACUCUGGUAAUCCGGCUAUGACUGGUACCAGUACUCUGACGGUCAUCAUUCGAGAUGUAAAUGAUAACAAAAUGCAACCGGGAUCUAAAGAAAUAUUUGCUUACAAUUACAUGGGCCAAGCUCCGGACACCGAAAUUGGUCGAGUAUAUGUGUACGAUUUGGAUGACUGGGACUUGCCAGAUAAAAAAUUCUACCCAGACGGCACCGAACAUCCUCGAUUUAAGUUAAAUGACACUACAGGAAUGAUAAUGAUGCGCCAUGGUACGAGAGAAGGCCAAUACCAUUUGCGGUUCAAGGUGUACGACCGGAAGCACACGCAAACGGACAUUUCUGCAAACGUCACAGUUACGGUCAAGGAUAUUUCACCCGAGGCGGUUAUGAACGCCGGCUCCAUACGUAUUGCUGGCAUAUCGGACGAGGAUUUCAUUAGGAUAUGGAACUACAGAACGCAGAGCUUGGUCAGGAGCAAAGCCGACAAAUUCAAAGAUAAACUMGUGGACAUUUUAAACACGCCAAGAGAAAAUAUCGACAUUUUCAGUGUUCAAUUGAAACAAAAGUACCCCCCGUUAACUGACAUCAGAUUCUCUGCUCACGGAUCACCUUACUAUAAAACGGUGAAACUCAACGGUCUGGUAUURAUGCACCGUGAAGAGAUUGAAAAGGAUGUGGGAAUAAACAUCACUAUGGUGGGUAUUGACGAGUGCUUGUAUGAGUAUGUGAACUGCGAGGGAAGUUGCACGAACGUUUUCGAAAUAAACACACUGCCGUAUAUGGUGAACGCUAAUAAGACGGCGCUGGUUGGCGUCCGGAUCGACACAUAUGCGGAAUGYACUUGCGGGGCCAGAAACUUCACGAAAAUCGAAACAUGCCGUUCAAGCCCAUGCUUGAAUGGUGGGCGAUGCACGGAUACCAGAAACGGACCGACGUGUGAAUGCCCGAACGGCUUYAACGGACCCAGAUGUCAGCAGACGGCCAGGAGCUUCAAAGGUAGCGGAUGGGCGUGGUAUCCACCUUUGGAGAUGUGCGACAACUCUCAUCUGAGUCUCGAGUUCGUCACGAGAAAAGCAGACGGUCUCAUGCUGUAUAACGGUCCCAUCGUUCCACCCGAACCCGAAGAAACACUUGUAUCAGACGAUGGAGAAUGGCACAAAAUUGACGUAUUCUGGGACACAGAGAAUAUACGUUUAGUGGUGGACAACUGCCGUUCAGCAGACAUCACUGAACUGGAAGACGGUUCACAUCCGGAGUUUGACGAUGCCUCGUGCCAGGCCCAGGGCACAAUACCACCGUUCAACGAAUACCUAAACAUCAAUUCACCACUGCAAAUCGGCGGGCGGUACGUACAAGACUUCGACCCCACCCACUAUCACUGGCAAUCMGCUCCGUAYGGCAAAGGGUUCGAUGGCUGCAUCAAAAACGUCUAUCACAACAGCAAGCUCUAUGAUCUGGCUAACCCGGGACUCACCAGAAACAGCGUCGCUGGAUGUCCACAAACCGAAGACUUAUGCAUGCAGUUGGUUGGCCACAGGUGUUCGGAACAUGGAUCGUGUGUAGGUAGUAUGGUGGAACCUCGRUGCGAGUGCAACCCCGGCUGGUCGGGCGCUGAUUGCCUCACGCCCACAAUACCGACCACGUUCCGGCCUCAGAGUUACGUGAAGUACGCCCUAUCGUUUGACGCCGAUAAAUUCAUGACCAAAAUCCAGUUGCGAUUCAGGACACGCGAAGAGCACGGCGAGUUGUUCAGAGUCAGUGACCAGCACAACCGCGAAUACGCUAUUCUUGAGAUUAAAGACAGUAAACUACAUUUCCGGUACAACUURAACAGCUUGCGGACCGAGGAAAGAGACGUAUGGCUCAGCGCCGUGACUGUCGACGACGGCAAAUGGCACAUAGCGAAAGUUUCAAGAUACGGUUCAUCGGCAAUUUUGGAACUUGAUGGUGGAGAAGGAAAACAUUACAAUGAAACUUAUCGAUUUGAAGGACAUCAGUGGUUAAUGGUGGACAAGCAAGAAGGAGUGUACGCCGGYGGAAAGGCCGAGUACACUGGAGUUCGAACGUUUGAAGURUAUGGUGACUUCCAAAAAGGUUGUUUGGAUGACAUACGUUUGGAAGGGAGAUAUCUUCCACUGCCGCCUGCAACCAACGGAACUCAGUGGGGACAAGCUACUAUGGCCAGAAACGUCGAGAGGAACUGCCCGUCGAACAAACCGUGCGCUAACGUCAUUUGCCAGGAACCUUUUGAAUGCGUCGAUCUUUGGAAUUACUACGAUUGCACUUGUGGAGAAGGAAGGGUCAUGACUUCGGACCGCAAAGGCUGCAUAGACAAGAACGAAUGUCUGGACAGUCCCUGCAGAAACGGUGGUGUUUGUCUCAACCAAGACCCCAGGAUCCGUUACCGUUGUAUAUGCCCAGACGGCUUUUGGGGUGAGAACUGCGAACUGGUCCAGGAAGGCCAGAAACUGAAACUAGGCAUGGGUGCACUCGCUGCUAUACUGGUGUGCCUCCUCAUCAUUCUAAUUCUGGUUUUGAUGUUCGUCGUGUACAACCGACGACGCGAGUCACACAUCAAAUACCCCGGACCAGACGACGACGUCAGAGAGAACAUAAUUAACUACGACGACGAGGGUGGCGGCGAAGACGACAUGACCGCGUUUGACAUUACACCGCUGCAAAUACCCAUCGGUGGGUCAAUGAACAACAUGCACCCACAAAAAUAUAAAUAUCCCGCGAUGCCCGUGGGCGUGGAACCCAACGUCGGCAUAUUCAUCGAAGACCACAAGAAACGCGCGGAYGGCGAUCCAAAUGCCCCGCCGUUUGACGACUUGCGCAAUUACGCUUAUGAAGGAGGCGGCAGCACUGCUGGGUCGUUGUCAUCACUAAACACUGGUACCGAGGACGACCACCAAGACUACGAGUACUUGGUGUCUUGGGGUUCGCACUUCGAUAAACUGGCCGACAUGUACAGCCGGGACGGCGAACACGAGAUGGAAGAAGAGCAGUAGAAGAGACGACGAACUGCACGUCUACAGCCGACCGUUGUGUAGAUUAAUGAAAUAUUAUUAUUAUAUACCUUCAUCKUCACGACGUAUCGCACGCCACACAAUACACAAAGUAGUACAUAAUUAUUAUUAUAGUACGCGUCGUGUCGUUUGUUCAUAUUAUAAUAAUAUGCAU